AUGGGGAUGCAACGCUUUUGUAUUUCAGCCGCUAUGCUCAUUGCCACGUACCUGACAGUAACAUGCAAUGCUUUGCCCAAGCGGCAAGCUCUUGUUACUGUACCAAGCCUCCCAAAUGGUCACUGGAUCGACACCUGGGCAGCAAUGCCACAAUUGACCGAGUAUACAAACUUACCUCCACCUCCAUAUAACACCACCUCCGUGAUUUUCUAUAACAGCACGAUCCGCCAAACCCUGCACAUGUCAACGGGUGCUUCACAGAUCCGGAUCCGAAUCUCCAAUGCCUUUAGCCUCACUGAUUUGCCAAUAACGGCAAUGACAGUGGCUCUACCAUUCAACAGCUCGUCUGGGGGCAGUGCGAUUCAACCAUCAACACUCCAGAAGGUGACUUUCAGCGGUGGAGAGUCGUCGAUCAUCAUCCCCAACGGUGCGCUUGCAGUCUCAGAUCCUCUAAAUUUCCCGGUCCAGCCUCUCUCGACCAUCACGGUGACCAUGUACCUCGCAACGGGUCAGAACGGGACGUAUAUCACAAGUCACCCAGGUAGUAGGGCGACAUCGUGGUUCACAUUGGGCAAUCAGGUAGGCGCGACGAACCUGACAGGCCCAUUUUUGAACAGCACUCAGCAUUGGUACUUCUUGUCCGCGGUCGAGGCGUGGUCACCACCUAAUUACCGUACAUGGGCGAUUAUCGGAGACAGCAUCACGGACGGUAGAGGAAGCGACCCGGACAAAAACAACAGAUGGCCCGACCUUGUCUACGCACGCAUGCAAUCCAGCAACUCGUCCCUCCUCACGUCCAUCUCCAUGAUCAACCAGGCCGCGGGGGGCAAUCGGAUCCUGUACGACGGGCUAGGGCCGAACGUGCUCUCGCGGAUCGACAGGGACGUGCUGUCGCACGCGGGGGUGCGCUACGCCAUGAUCUGGGAAGGAGUCAACGACAUCGGCGUCGCGGCGGCCACGGCGGCGAACCAGACGGAGACGUACAACCGCCUAGUGUCGGCGUACCGACAGAUCUCGACGCGGAUCCAUGCGUUCGGCAUCCCCUUGUUCGCAGCGACCAUCACGCCCUUCUCGGCCCCGAAUGACAACGUCACCCUGCAGGCCUACACCAGCCCCCUGCGUGAGCAGACCCGCCAGAAGGUCAACGCCUUCAUCCGCUCCUCGGGCACCUUCGACGCCGUCUUCGACUUCGACGCCGUCCUCCGCAACCAGUCCGUGCCCAGCCAGUUGGCCGACGCCCUACAAUCCGGCGACUACCUGCAUCCCAACGACGCCGGCUAUCAGCUCCUGGCCAAGAGCUUCGAUUUGGGCGUGUUCCAGAAGUUCGACGCUGGAGUCGCAGGCUUCGUCUAG
This is a messenger RNA of Cladophialophora psammophila CBS 110553, 1353 nucleotides long. RefSeq lists its product as uncharacterized. The record is from RefSeq and is a predicted model, not a curated record. Gene Ontology annotation, molecular function: hydrolase activity, acting on ester bonds. Bases 1 to 1353 code for a protein of 450 amino acids. The transcript is spliced from 4 exons. NCBI's taxonomy places the organism in Eukaryota, Fungi, Ascomycota, Eurotiomycetes, Chaetothyriales, Herpotrichiellaceae.